CACAAUUGACAGUUUACUAACAACAUACGUUCUUCGGACAAUAACUAUAACUUCCAGUGUUUCAAUAAAUCAAAGAAUAAAUCACUGUAUCAGAACUACACUCAAACGUUUAAUCGGAAUCUUCUGCGAAAAAAUGUCGACUCAACACAAAAUGCUCGAUCUCAACGAUGACUGCAUCUAUCAUAUCUACGAAUUCCUGCCGAUAAUCGAUUGGUGUGCACUACGCGAAACAUGCACCCGCUUCCGGACAAUUUCUGAUUAUUGCUUCUCCAGACGAAGCGGAACAUUCGAACUGAGGGACAUCUCUGACACGUCAUACUCUCCACACAGUUUGGCCGCUUCCGACGUGAAACAUGUUCUACGAAAUUUUGGUAAAUUCAUGGAAGCAUUGACUAUCAAUAAAAACCACUUUGAAGGGAAUGUGGAUUGCAACGUAUUGGUACUGUUUGUCGAUCGAUAUUGCGAGUCGUUAAUCGACCUGAAACUUGUCGACAUCAAUUUGACUAUGUCAACGAUUGCACAAUGCAACCGACUCUUUUCCACUUUGGAACGAUUGGUCAUCGAUCAAUGGGACGACGAAAAAAGUUUUUCUAGUUGUUUGGCUAAAUGCACAUCGUUAACGGAAUUAGAAUUUAUUCGUCUUGUUAUUCCUGGAGAUUGUCUGGCCUACAGACACAUUGAAUCUUUACAAUCAUUCAAGGUCAGUCGCUGCGACGAAAUGAGCUAUGAUGCGAUGAAAUGUUUUCUCACCAUAAAUGGCCAGUUGACGCAAGUCAAAUUAUUUGAUCUUUAUUUUCGGAAAGGUCACGGUAGUCGGAACAUACUCACAGAUAUUGCCAAAUCGUUGCCAAAAUUGGAGGCCCUGAGUCUUCAUUUCAACAUAGAAUUCAUGCCGGACCCUCUACCUGUGGUUGAAAUGGCGUCCCUUACGAAACUCGAAGCUAAUUUAACGUACGUUGCCGAUAGCAACGUUAAUGCCAUUCUACAAGGCCUGACACUGCACAAUAAGAUCGAACAUUUACAUUUGGCCCAGUUUACAUGUACUGACGAAUCGAUUGAACUUUUAUGUUCGAUGAAACGCUUGAAGAUACUGAAGCUCACAGACACGAACCAGUUGAAUGCAGAUGUUUGUAAGAGACUAGCUACACGAUUGUCUGACCUAGAUGAGAUUCAUAUCAUUGAAUGCAAAGACACUUCCUUCAAUGAGGUCAAAGAGUUUUGUGUUCAUGUGCCGAAUUUAAAGAAAAUUAUCUUCAAUCGUCCAGAUGAUGCGAGCCCAUCAAUUACGCAAGAAAUGUUUUCAUCGCUGGUGAACAUCAGAAGAAAUCAGCCAACGAAGAAAAUGUUGUUGAUUUUUCUGAACGACGACGAUCUACGUGAGAUCAAAAGCGAAUUUAAAUGGAGUGGAAUGGAAGACACCUUGGUUAAGCAAGAAAACGUUUUGAAACUGGUGCCGCUGGAGAAAGAACAUCGAAGCACUGUUUAUGAAUACGGUAGUGGUUUUAGGUACCAUUCCAAACAAUUUUUGGAUGACAUUGACGUUGAAGAUGAAAGUGGUUCGGACGAUUCAAGUUUCGACGGUUCCGACGAUCAUUGGGUGUUUGGAUAGUACAAUUUUAAGUCGAUAUAUAGAAGCUAAGCAAAGAGAAAAAAGUCUAUUUUACCAUGAAGAUGAAUGUUCAUUUUCUUGAGUUUCCAUCAAUUUUAAGUAAAAAAGGUUUGAAGAGUGCAGUAAUUAAGAAUUUGAAAUAAAGGUCUUUGACUUGAA
Molecule: messenger RNA, 1768 nt
Organism: Bradysia coprophila
Lineage: Eukaryota; Metazoa; Arthropoda; Insecta; Diptera; Sciaridae
Molecular function (GO): protein binding
Source: RefSeq, a predicted model, not a curated record